AGCUUUCGAUUGGGUCGGUCACCCGAAUAACAGUGUGAAAAAUGAGUGUUCUAUUAUCAAGUUUCAUAUUUGUUAUAAAAAUAGGAAUCAUUUUUGCGGAACUUCCGCCGAUACAAAAAUGUAAAAUAUCGGAUUCCGCAUGUUUGAAGACAUCUGCACAGUCUGUAAUUCCGGCAAUGGCAGCCGGCGUACCGGAAAUGAAUAUGGAACCAUUAGAUAUAAUGGAUAUAGAUACAAUUAAAGUGGACCUUGCGGGACUCAAGUUGGGUAUUAAGGAUGCGCACAUAAAAGGACUCAAGAGGGCAGUCAUCGAUAAGCUGAGCAUCGACUUGGCUAAGAAGCAAAUGACACUUAUAUUCCAUUCGGAUAUCGUAAUGAAUGGACUUUACAAAGCAUCAGGAAGGCUUCUUAUUUUACCUAUAAGUGGCGAUGGACAGACUACAAUAAAAUUAAAAAAUCUUCUCAUAGAAAUGACAAUGCCAUUUGAAGUAAAAAAGAAUUCGGAAGGCAAGGACUUUAUUGACCUCAAGAGUUACAAAUACAAAUACGACGUAAAAACCAACGCGAAUUUUCAUCUAACUAAUUUAUUCAACGGAAACAAACAGCUGAGCGACACAAUGCACAAAUUCAUGAAUGAAAACUGGAAAAUUCUAGCGCAGGAAUUUGGGACACCUAUGCUUGAUAAACCAAACGCUAAAAUAUUUAACGUCAUUAAAUCCUAUUUUAGGACUCAUCCGCUGGAAGAGAUAGUGGAGCUGUGAUAAAAAAAUAAUGUUUCAUUACAUUGUUCGUACUAUUUUAAGUUGAAUAUAAUUUUAUACCAUUGUAGUAUUUUAGGUUAAAAUAAUAUAGAUAUAGACAGCUACUACUAAAGACUGAAUCUGAAUAUGAAGGUAUAACAUUAAUUUUAUGUAAUUGGUACAUUGUUACUGAAAUUUCUAUUUUAUAAUAUUUUGUAUUAUUAAUACAUAAGUAAAGUCUUUUACCAAAUAUGUAAGUCCUAAUGGGUAUACCAAACCGAAAAUUAAUAUAUUAUGGACACUAAUAAAUUUGUACAUCUUAUCACAAGAAUCUUAGUAGAAA
Achroia grisella is the source of this 1083-nucleotide messenger RNA. RefSeq names its product circadian clock-controlled protein daywake-like. The coding region runs from base 42 to 761 and encodes 239 amino acids. The record is from RefSeq and is a predicted model, not a curated record. Lineage: Eukaryota; Metazoa; Arthropoda; Insecta; Lepidoptera; Pyralidae. The transcript is spliced from 5 exons.